AUGCAAGAGAAGGAACCCAGGUCCCCAUGGCUGGCCAUCAAGUUUGGAUGCUGUGCAUCAAAAGAGGAUUUUGUGGACGAUGGGAGAAAUGCGCUCAGGGCCGCUGGGGAGACUGAUAUGCGCAUAUGCUACGAGCAACCGCGUCCCGUACCCCAACCUUGCGCGGAGCCAACACUUCAACGCCCAUCGACAAGUCAGUCGGUGAGCCGCCAUGUCUCGCAAUGGGUUUCCAACAGUCGCGAGUACGCUACACGUGCUUCGUCUCGUGCAAGCAUCUCGACCCUUGCGCGACCAAGGCGCUCCCAUUCAAGGCCUAGCAUCAGUCGCCCAACUAACUUUCGGCACUUUGAUGGUCUUGACGAUAUGCCUUCGAUGCUAGAUGAUGCUUCCGUGCCUACUCGCCGCCGUCGUAGCUUCCGUCCACUUGAGCUAUCAAUCUACCUUCCUAACGGUUGCGGCCAUCUGUCCCCACUGCCUGACUUCGACGGUGAGGAUGCCUGGGCUAGCCUACCAUCGCAGCUGGAGCGUCCUGCUGAAGCCCAUGUCCGCGUAAGGGACUCGCGUACGAGCUCUGUAUCUUCAAACCCUUCCGCCUCAUCAUUCGUCAUCCAACGUAAACCCGUCGGUGGGCCUUCGCGAAGGAGCAGUGUCCAGAGCCAGAAGAGCACCGCCACCCACGAGAGGAGGCUCUCGGGAACUACCAUGGGUACUAUGGCCACGCCCACCCUUGCAUACUUGCCAGAGAACUCGCCGAUUGCCGUUGAUCAAAUGCUUGAGAAGCCUACCAUCCAGCGAUCGCGCACGUCCGGUACCUUAUCGCCUGCUCGUGUGCUUUCACGUCUCCCAUCGCCGUCGCGCAAUCGUGCCAACACUGCACCAUCUUCUCGCCCUGGCAGUCUUCGCCGUACGAAGACCGACGUCGAUGACGCCAUUCGCGAAUUGAACACCAUAAUCGAGGAGCGCCGUGCCAGCGCCUACCGCUCGCAUGCUCACUCACCCGCACUCAUCAACCGCCCUCCGCCUUCUCCAUCUCACCACGUCCCUUACAUCGCGCCGUCGAUGCGUAUGCACGUCCGUUCCGAGACCCUCUCAGACAUUGGCUCUGCAUUCUCAGCUCCUCUGGGCUUCAAGCCCCUCGCCACCACCCCAGAAGCUAUCACGCCCCGACGAGCAACAAUGGGUCUUACACUCUCCCCACCAUCCUUCGCUCACACCGGCCCCUUGACCUCGAACCCCAUCACGCCGCCACCACCCGCUACACCCACAACACCCAUCGCCCGCUUAGGAGCCUGGCUCAAGCGUUCCACCUCCACCCUAGCCUCGAGCUCGCGACCCGCGACGCCAAAAACAGCAGACUCCUUCUACCAAUGCUCGCCCUACCCUGCCCUCCCCAACACGACCUCCCGCCCCUCAACAUCCGGCUCCCGCACUCUACACACCCGACAAGAAAGCCAAGAAAGCAACGGCACAGCUACCGUAACGCUCUUCUCUACUACGUCUUACGCCUCCACCCGCUCUACCUCACCCACGCCCACAUCUCACUCUCUCGCCUCCACCGUCGCUACUUGCUCCCCGCCCCGCAAACUCCGCCGCGUACCUGCUCCUCUGACGCUCGUCAAGGAGAAAGAGAUCGCUGCUGAAGCUGGCCUCUUGAGCGCGACGACAAGGAAGAGCGGUAUCAUGAAUGUCAAGCCUCCCAUGAGCCCCAACUUUGAUCUACUCAAGGGCAUGGAGAUUAGUGCCAAGGACGUCGGUUUUAACGGUAGGGCAAGUGCAAUGGUCAUGAGUCCGGGGGCUGUUGGUGUUGCCUUCUAA
Molecule: messenger RNA, 1815 nt
Organism: Alternaria metachromatica
Lineage: Eukaryota; Fungi; Ascomycota; Dothideomycetes; Pleosporales; Pleosporaceae
Exons: 2
Coding region: 1-1815 (604 amino acids)
Source: RefSeq, a predicted model, not a curated record